UGACCGGCCGUCACCAGAGUGCUGUGGCAAAGGGUGUGAUCUCAGAGGCUUGAGUAAGUCCCUCGGUGGUGCGGAGAAGAUGAAGCAAAUCUACUUGCUGGUUUGUUGUCUUUCAUUCAUCCAAGCUGCCAGCACAAAUGAAGAUGAUAUAUCAUCCGAAGAGCUUAUUCCUCAACAACCUUUUGUGGCACAAGGGAAACGAUCUAUACUGGGAUAUCAGAAAGCACGUUCUCAAUCCGACUUUAUUGACCCCGAUAAAUUGGAAUCCGAUUUAAAGCGGUUGAGCCUCUAUGUCAUGUCGCGAACAACAACAACCCCUGUUAGAGUUGUGCCACCAAAGCCACACCUUGUGGUCCAGAGCUCGGAGAAAAACAAGAAAGAACCCCACGAAUCCAAGGAAGAGUCUGAUGAGCAGUCCGGCAAAGGUAGAAAAGAUAAAAAGCCCAAGAACAAAGGCCCUGGCAAAGAGGACUCGUCUGAAGAGGUCAAGCAAUCCCACGAAUCCAAGGAAGAGUCUGAUGAGCCAUCCGGCAAAGGUAGAAAAGAUAAAAAGCCCAAGAACAAAGGCCCUGGCAAAGAGGACUCGUCUGAAGAGGUCAAGCAAUCCCACGAAUCCAAGGAAGAGUCUGAUGAGCCAUCCGGCAAAGGUAGAAAAGAUAAAAAGCCCAAGAACAAAGGCCCUGGCAAAGGGCACUCAUCUGAAGAGUCCAAGCAAUCCCACGAAUCCAAGGAAGAAUCUGGUGAGUCGGCAAGCAAAGGCAGCAAGAAGAAAAUGAAGGACUCCAAUGAAUCUACCGGUACAGGCUCCAAGAACGAUCCAGCGAAAGAAGACAGCAGCUCUGAUAAAGAUGAUAAUGAUGUUGAUGCGGUUGAAGGAUCGGGACAUUACACUCCAGCUCCAGACGGCUUUGGUGAAUUUGAUGGUUCUGGCAGUGGUCACUAUGAUGGAUUGAGCACAGUUCGUCCGACAACAGAAGGAAGCGGUGAAGACGGGGGUUCUGGUGAUUUUUUCACAACACAUUCUCCUUCAAGAACUACAACAGCAACUCCCGUGGUGACACCACCGAUAAUAAUCCCUCCGAUACAGACCCCUGUCUGCAGUACCUGGGGACAAAAUCACUUCAAAACAUUUGAUGGGAAGUUUUUUGACCUCGGCAUUAGCUGCAACUACCUCUUCGCUUCGAACUGCAAGGACAACACGCCAAAUUUCAACGUUAUAAUUCGGCGAUCCGUGAACAACCCUCAAAUAAUUAGCAGCAUCAACAUAUCGAUCAUUGAUAUCAACAUUGAUUUGUCUGCAGAGGGGGCGGCUGUAAACAAAGAGAGACAAGAACUUCCUUUUAACCAGUAUGGAAUUCAAAUAAUAGCGCUGGGUGAUGACGUUAAAAUAGCAGCUACCAAUAUUGGCUUCAAACUUUUUUGGAACAAGAAAGAUUCUCUACUGCUACAAGUCACGGAGUCCUACAGAAACAAAACAUGCGGGCUGUGCGGAGACUACAACGGCGAUGCAGAAUAUCACGAAUUUAAAGGUGGAAUUCUCUCCGUGGCUGAAUAUGCACUGAAUAAUAAAUACUAUGAUCCAAUGGUGCAGUGCGACCAAGUAGAACAGCCGCCAACUCCUGAUGACUGCAGCAUGCACGAAUCUCUGUGCGAGUUAGUCCUGAACACGCCAGAGUUCGCUGACUGCCAUGCACGGCUUGACGUUCGCCCGUACAUCGGGGCAUGCAUCGUCGAUCAGUGCAGCUGCACAUCUGAUUGCCCAGACUUUGGCACAGUGGAGGAGUACUCCAGAGAGUGCAGGAGCAUCGGCGGGACACCUGGGAACUGGAGAAACACAACACCUGAGUGUCUUCCUGGGAAGAUCUACCAGGAGUGUGGCAUUCCAUGUCCCAACAGCUGCUCUCAGCCAAGCCUAAGCAACAUGUGCUUCGACGAAUGUGUGCCAGGCUGCUUCUGUCCAAGAGGAACAAUAUGGGAUGACUUGACUGGCAAGGGCUGCAUACCACUGGAAGAAUGUUCCUGUGUGUUUAACAAACACACCUAUAAUGCUGGUGAAAUACUGCACCAGGAUUGCCAGGACUGCGUCUGCCGCGGAGGAGUUUGGAACUGCGAGGAGCAGCCUUGUCCACGAACGUGUGCAUUGGAAGGAGGCUCACACAUCAAAACGUUUGAUCAAAAUCAUUUCACAUUCCACGGAGACUGCUACUACUUCAUGGCAAUGGACUGUAGAACACAUCUCUUCAAUCUGAUGGUCAAACUCAAACCCUGUGAAACCAAGAACACCUGUUUGAAGUCACUGGCCCUGAUUCUGGGGAGAAAUGACCUGAAAAUAAUGAUCUCCGAUUCCGGAGAGGUUUCUGUAAAUGAUGUUGAAGUCAAUCUGCCGUAUGAUUCCAACGCCAUCACAAUAUUUUAUCAAUCGUCAUUCUACAUCCAUCUGCACACGAGUAUCGGGGUGAAUUUGCUCGUUCAGCUUUCUCCAGUGAUGCAGGUGUAUCUCACACUGGAUCCUUCAUUCCAGACGGCCACCUGUGGUCUCUGUGGAGAUUACAAUGGCAUACAAUGCGACGACUUCAAGACGAGCAAUGGGUUGAUUGAAGGCACAGCCAUUUCUUUUGCAAACUCAUGGAAAGCCCAGAACACUUGCCCAUCCCCGACUGAGAGCACAGAGGAACCCUGCAUGCUCAGCCUAAACCACAAGCAAUAUGCUGAAGACAUGUGCUCAAAUAUGAAGACACCUGAUGGGCCCUUCUCUGCAUGCCAUGGGACGGUCAGCCCUGAAGCCUUCUACAAGAGAUGCCUCUACGACACGUGCAGCUGCCAGGAUAGCGAGGCGUGCCUGUGCGCUGCACUGUCCUCUUAUGCUCUGGCCUGUGCCUCCAAGCACGUUGUCCUGGAGGGAUGGAGGGAGCACUUGUGCGCAAAGUACACGGAGAACUGCCCUGGAAGCCAGGUGUACAGCUACAACGCUCUGCCCUGCGUGAACACCUGCCGAGUCCUGCAGGAGACGGGCUCGCAGUGCUUCUCGAACAGGGUGGCUGUGGACGGCUGCACCUGCCCCAAAGGAACCUACGACAGUGGCGGUGGCUUCUGCAUGGCCCCCGAGGAGUGCCCGUGCUACUACAGAGGAAAUGUCCUGCCUCUGGGGAACAGCGUUCAGCAGGGCAAGUACAUCUGUGAAUGCCGCGCUGGGACCAUGCUGUGCGCGAACCCACAGGGCCCAACACCGCAGCCGUGCCCACAUCCAAUGGUUUACUUUAACUGCAACCAAUCCACCGCCAACGCCAAUAGUUUCCCGUGCCAUCAGACGUGUUCACUGCAGGAGUGUUACAACCCAGAGUGCAACUCGGGCUGCGUGUGCCCCGAAGGGCUGGUGUACUCAGACGAUGGGACCUGUAUUCAACCUGAGGCUUGUCCCUGUGAGCACAAUGGUCAGAAAACGGCACCAGGAGAGAGCAUUGAGGUUGACUGCAACACCUGCACGUGCGUGAACAGGAAUUGGGAGUGCACCAACAAUACUUGUUUGAGCACAUGCUCUCUCUAUGGCCAAGGACAUUAUCGGACCUUUGAUGGACAGCGCUUUUUGUUUGAGGGAAGCUGUACGUACGUCAUUGCCCAGGACAACUGCCAAAAUCCUAACCACGAAGGGACAUUCAACAUCACGACAGAAAAUGUGCCCUGCGGUACCACUGGCACGACCUGUUCCCGCUCAAUAAAUGUGCAAGUCGGAAACUGGGUAAUCAAGCUUUUCCAGAAGAGCUACUCCAUUGACUUCCUGGGCUCUGGUCCAGAAACAAUAAAUCCAUUCCAGAUUAAGCACAGGGGUCUGUACCUUGUUGUUGAGACGAGCAAUCGCAUCACUCUGACAUGGGACAAGAACACAGGCGUAUAUGUCAGCUUGGGCCCAGAGUACAAGGGAACGGUGUGUGGGCUGUGCGGCAACUACGAUGGCCGGGCAGCAAACGACCUCACGACGCGCACCCACAUGGUGGUGGAGGACCCGCUGGAGUUCGGCAACAGCUGGAAGCUAAGCGGGCUGUGUGCCGAUGCCAAGGAAACCAGCAGCCCCUGCGCACUCAUGUCUCACCGCCUGCCCUGGGCACAGCAACGCUGUGGGAUCCUCAAGAGCGACACCUUCGCAUCAUGCCACGCAUUGGUUGACGUGCUGCCCUUCCACGAGGCUUGCGUGCACGACGCUUGCGGCUGUGACACGGGCGGCGACUGCGAGUGCCUCUGCAACGCCGUGGCCGUCUACGCCAAGGCCUGCAAUGAGGCCGGCCAGUGCAUCAAGUGGCGCACGCCCGACCUGUGCCCCCUAUUUUGCGAGUAUUACGACGCUCCGGACGACUGCACAUGGCACUACCGCCCUUGUGGCCAAAGCUGCCCCAAGACCUGCCGGGAUCCGCACGCGGAAUGUCGCGAGGGAGUGCUACGAUUCGAGGGAUGCUACCCGAGAUGCACGGAGUCCAAGCCUUACUUUGACGAGGACAACAUGCUGUGCGUGAGCUGGGACUCCUGCGGCUGCUUCGACAACAGAGGCCAACGAUACCAAUUGGACCAACCAGUGCCCAGCGAGCAUAAGUGUUACACUUGCACGUGCUCUGAAUCUGGAAUCUCUUGCCAUUACAAUCGAUCAGUCUGCUUUUGCACGCACAACGGAAUCAAGUAUGCAGUCGGGGCACAUAUUGACCUGGGAGAUGGCUGUAGCACCGCCAUCUGUGAAGACGAAGCAGAGAUUCUGUAUCACUAUGCCACCUGCCCGUCAUCCCCAAUCACCACCACGUCAUCCCCAAUCACCACCACGUCAUCCCCAAUCACCACCACCACCACCACAGUAACAACCACGACCCCUGUAAUAACAACCAGCAGUCUCACCACAACAAGCAGUAGCCCUACUACAACAUUUACCACCCCUCAACCAACAACCACCACUACCGUGAAACCUGUGAUAACAACCACUUCACCAUCAACGCCCCCAUCUGAUUGCAUAUACUUAAAUCCCCCCCGAAAGUAUCUGGAGACUUGGAAAGUUGAAUCCUGCACAAUCGCAACGUGCAGGGGCGGCAGUAACGUUGAGAUGGUGGCAGUCCCAUGUCCAAGACAAAUUAAGCCGCAAUGUGUGAAUGGUCACGAGCCAAAGCAGAUCCGUGACGAUGACGGCUGCUGCAUCCGUUACGAAUGUGAAUGCAUCUGCUCAGCGUGGGGUGACCCACACUACACGACAUUCGACGGCACGUACUACACCUUUACGGACGACUGCACGUACGUGCUGGUCGAACAGAUCGUUCCCGUGCUGCCAGACUUCCGUGUCACCGUGAACAACUUCAGGGACUGCAGCGGGGGUGGGCCAGCCUGUCCUCGGAGCAUCACGAUCACCUACAACGGCACCAAUGUCACCACGGAGACCGUGGAACGAAAAAAGCCCACGGUGACAUUUAACGGAGUUGGUGUCACUCCUGUGUACUCUGAAAAUGGAAUGACUGUGACAAGCUCUGGCAUAUCGACUCGGGUAGAUAUCCCAGAAAUCGAAGCUGUCAUCACGUUUGAGUACUUGCGAUUUUCUAUCACACUCCCAUACAAGAUCUUCUUCAACAACACCCAGGGGCAGUGUGGAACAUGCACCAACAACAGGCAGGACGAUUGCAGAAUGCGCAACGGAGUCGUCGACGCGUCUUGCAUAAAUAUGGCACAGGAUUGGAAAGUGCAAUAUCCUCCCUGCAAGACAAAGCCGAGCUCUUCACCUCCACCGGACGUUACCUGCCCUCCUCACCCACUCUGCAAUCUCAUCGGCAGCGACGUGUUUGCGGAAUGCAAGCGAGUGAUUGACCCACAACCGUUCAUGAUGGGAUGUCAGUUCGACUGGUGUGCAACACGCAAGGACGACAUUCCAUGCCAGAGCAUCCAGGCGUACGCCAGCCAGUGUCUUGACCGUGGCAUCUGCAUCCACUGGAGGAAUUUCACCAACAACCGCUGCUCCUACACGUGCCCCAAAGGGAAGGUGUACAAUGCUUGUGGGCCCUCAAUUCCACCCACUUGUGAUACAAGGUACAACAUGGAGCUUAAGGAUCUUAAUAGGAUGCAGGACGAGGGCUGCUAUUGUCCAGAGGGAACGAUACUCCACAACAGCCAGACGGGCAUCUGCACGGCUAGCUGCGGAUGUACCGGUCCAAAUGGAUAUCCGAAGCAGUACGGCGACAGGUGGAUCAGCAACUGCCUGGACUGCGCUUGCGACGAGCACAGCAGCUCUGUGGUUUGCGUCAACCACAGCUGCCCGCCGGCGCACAAACCGCCGUGCAAGGGACAGGGGAUGCACCUGGCGGAGGUGCAGGAUCCCAGCGACGCCUGCUGCACACGCCUGCAAUGCCAAUGCAACAGUAAUCUCUGCAUUAUUGAAGACAUCGUAUGUCCAGUGGGCUACAAGACAGUGGUGAAGAUGGAUAAGGAAGAUUGCUGUCCUCUGACUGAGUGUGUGCAAUUAAAUGUUUGCGUGCUUCACUCAUCAACCUACGAGGUUGGGGAGAGCAUGCCGUCUGCCGAUAAGUGCGAGACGUGCGUUUGUGGACACGGGAAGGACGUCACCAAAUUUCACAUUCCGGAGUGCACGCCCGUGCCCUGCAACACGCAGUGUGCGCUGGGCUAUGAAUAUGUGGAAAAUAGCGGAACGUGCUGUGGAACCUGCAACCAGACGAAAUGCAUUAUUAAUCUUCCUCAGCAGUCCAACAUCAUCCUGCAGCCUUCAGAAAGUUGGUCUCCAGACAACUGCACGAAGUACACGUGUGAACGUAUGUAUACCGGGAUUCUAAUGACGACUGUGGCAAGCAUCACGUGCCCAGACUUCGACCCCGACACAUGUAAAGAUGGUACAAUACGCCCGACUAAAGAUGGCUGCUGUAAAGAAUGUGAAGCAUCAAGUGGUGUUUGCAAAGCAAUCGUUUCCAACGAGACGAUCGAACGCGACGGCUGCAGGAGUAUGGAGCCGAUGCCGGUGAUCGUGUGUGAGGGGGCAUGCCCAACAUCUUCUGUCUACUCAUCUAAGACCAACUCGAUGAUGCACACGUGCAACUGCUGUCAGGAGGCGAACACGGAGCAUAGGGAUGUGACCCUGAUCUGCGGCGAUAACACUGAGAUUAAUAUUGCCUACCCAUUCGUGACAAAAUGCGCCUGCAAAGUCACCCGCUGCAGCCGCCCUUAGACCGCUGUGCAUGCAGCUUCCACGCGCCCAUUGGCAUACAACUGAUACAGAUUACCUGGUGUAUAUACGACUAGUCCAGCGGUUCUCAAUCUUUUUUGUAUAGCAACCCCCCCCCCCCCAAUUAAGGCCUCUGAUCCUUAUGUCCCCUGCCCAUCCAGUCUCCAUGACCCCCUCCCCCCAACCUGCCCAGGUUACUAAGGCCACAAUACACAGAUUGAUCACAUGUCACAAUACACAGAUUGAUCACAUGUCCAUGCCUCUUAGUCACCGUGGUGUUAAUGUAUAUUCAUGUUCUGUGGCUCGCAUGAGAAUAUUUUUUUCCUGCACGGUAUCCAUGCCGCAGGAUGCAAUUAUCUCCUUCUCUCCUCCGCCACGCCCCGUGGAAGGCCGGGGGGGGGGGGGGUCCAGCUCAUGGGUUGAGAACCACUGCACUAGACCAUGGGAAUAUGAUAGAUGCUGGAUUUAGAAGGCUUUGGAUUAUGUAGGUAGCUCAUAGGUGACAAAAUGACAAUGCACUCUCACUUUGGGGCCAACAAAAUUGUGCUUUACUUAACUUUUUUGGGGGGAAAUUCAUCGGAAAUAUUGCAUAAUAACAGGUGAUUUUAGUGUUUAAUUGCAUUGGGUAAUGAUACAUAAAUGGCGAUCUUAGAAGUGGAAAACAUAUUUUAAUUAUGCAAUUGAUAUUGGGAAUUGUGUGGAAAUUUAAUGGAAGUACUGUGUCAUGUGAAACGUUUCAAAGCGAUGCACAAAUAAAGGUGUCGAUUUAAGCAAUUAAA
Messenger RNA from Lethenteron reissneri (Far Eastern brook lamprey), 7968 nucleotides. Its product is annotated as mucin-2-like. NCBI's taxonomy places the organism in Eukaryota, Metazoa, Chordata, Hyperoartia, Petromyzontiformes, Petromyzontidae. The record is from RefSeq and is a predicted model, not a curated record. Gene Ontology annotation, molecular function: protein binding. Gene Ontology annotation, cellular component: extracellular matrix.